Molecule: messenger RNA, 474 nt
Organism: Acanthoscelides obtectus
Lineage: Eukaryota; Metazoa; Arthropoda; Insecta; Coleoptera; Chrysomelidae
Source: the annotation of a GenBank genome assembly
AUGAUUGAUGUAGAUAUAAGUGAGAAAGACAAUAUAUUACUAAGGGAACUAAUCAGACAUAAGAAUUUGAUUAUCAAAACACACAGCAAACCAUUAAAAGUUUGCUUGACCAAGUAUCAACUUUAUCAAAGAUAUUGGAACAGACAUCGCCAUCUGUUGCCGACAUUAACAGGCAACCAAUUGUAUCGUCAUGUUAUCAAUACGGAAAACACAAGACAUCUACCAACAAGUACAGUGAUGUUUAUAAAGAAACCAUCCAGUUCAUCAAUUCAAAAGCCAGUCACAUCGAACGCAGCCAAUAAUACUGGCAACGCUGUAACGAGGCAGCAAGUGGCACUUGCAGUCGAGCAGGCGCUGUCGUUAAAUGGUGCUGCAGUACCAGUAGAAACGUCCGCGUCCACUUUGUCCCCUUCAACUCAACAGUCUGGCGACGGCGGUCAUGGAGUUACAAGCGAGAGUUCGUGGCAUAGUUGA